AUGGCAUUCCUAAAUGAUGACGAUAUUGAGAAUGAGCUGGAGCAAAUGUUUGGGUUUCUUGAUAAUCCAGACGAAUCGGAAGAUGAGUACGAGGGCGAAGAUAGCCUAGAAAUAGGUUAUACGUGCGAUGUCGGAGGAUCCCAAUAUUAUUCAAAAUCAAGGAAAUCCAGUGCCUGGACCAUGAAGACGCAGUCCUGUGAGUUUCCUUUCAGAUCCUUCCUUCCAGAUGGUUAG
This is a messenger RNA of Parnassius apollo (apollo), 234 nucleotides long. NCBI's taxonomy places the organism in Eukaryota, Metazoa, Arthropoda, Insecta, Lepidoptera, Papilionidae. The record is from the annotation of a GenBank genome assembly.